AGUUUGGCGAGUUUUGUCUGACUUGGUCGUAGAAGACGACAUUAGAGGUGAUAGGGGAGUUCGGAGAUUUAGGCGAAUCCAACUAAGCCUUUUCUGGCACGUUUUUUCAACCCGUCAUUGCAUGUGCGUGUGUGUGUGUGCGUGCACGCGUAUACGCAUGUUCCGUUCGGAGCAUUAUACGUCCGUAUGUACGCGCGAGAAUGACAGUUCACUUGCUUGUUGAAGAACACGCGUGAGCGUGGAAUCGCACAGGAUCGUCCAUCGAACAUAUGAUCAUUGCCGAGAAAUGAUGAGGCGUCGUGUCGCGUGUCGACAGUAAAGCUUUUUGACGACCAACGAGUAAUAAUCCACACGAAGAACGAAGCGAACAACCAUGAGUUCCGUCUGGAAACGUUUGCAGCGAGUGAAUAAGAGAGCCGCCAAGUUUCAGUUCACCGUCUCUUAUCAUGAGGUCACGUUGGAAACGACGACGAAAUGGAAACCAAACAAACUGAGCAUUGUUUGGACAAGACGUAGCAGAAGAGUUAGUUCGGAACCCUUAGACUGGGAGCCAAGUUUGAGUGAUCCGCUUAAGGGUGCUAUUAGCUGGGCAGUUCCUGACAAUCACACAGUUUCUGUGACACUAUUCAAAGAUCCACGAACGCACGAACUAGAAGACAAAGAUUGGACAUUUGUCAUCGAAGAUGUAUCAUCGACGGGAAAAAGACGUCAUGUCGCUGCUACUAAUAUAAAUAUGAAAAAGUAUGCAACCCUUGAAUCUAGCCAGCAACAACUCAAAUUAGAUUUAAAACCAACUUCUAAGAAGAUUGUUAGUGCUACACUCGAAUGUACUUUGUCAUGUGUAUUCCUGCGAGAAGGCAAAGCAACGGAUGAGGAUAUGCAAAGUAUGGCUAGUUUAAUGUCGGUUAAUAAUAACAGCGAUAUUGCACCAUUGGAUGAUUUUGAUAAUGAAGAUAUACCUGAAGAUGUUGAAGAGGUAUCGGUAAAAAACUUGGAUGAGAUAUUAGAUAUCUCAGCUCAACUCGAUUUAAUGACAAGCAGUCUUACUGAAAGUGAAUUACCUAGCACUCCUAUAAGUGUGGCAAGUUUAUCAAAGGAUGAUACAACCCCUGUAAAUGAUGGAGAGCACUUUAUACGCGACAUUAGUCUAACAGGAAUUGGAGAUUCUCUGAAAGAAAAAUCGCCCAUAAAAGAUCAUGUUGCUGCUGAAAAUGAUAAAAACAUUGAACAUAGCGCGUUAAGGUUGCCGCUGCAGCCAUUGGAUUUUAAAAAGAAUGAGGCAAAUAUUCCAAGACUGAAAGAGAUUACUCCUGGUCAGGACUUAUUGGAAUGGUGUAAAGAAGUUACUAAGGAUUACUCCGGUGUUAAAGUUACUAAUUUGACGACAUCUUGGCGAAACGGAAUGGCAUUUUGUGCAAUUAUUCAUCACUUUAGACCUGAUUUAAUAGAUAUCGAUUCGCUGUUACCUCACGAUGUAAAAGGCAAUUGCAAGAGAGCAUUUGAUGCGGGCGAAGCUCUAGGCAUACCCAGAGUUAUAGAACCAGCAGACAUGGACAUAUUAACUGUACCUGAUAAAUUGGCUGUGAUGACUUAUUUGUAUCAAUUGAGAGCGCAUUUUACAGGCCAUGAAUUGGAGGUACAUCAAAUAGGUAAAACAACAGAUGAAUCUUCUUACAUGAUUGGCAGAUUUAACACAGACAACAAUACAGACGUGAGUGUUCAGUUAUUUGGUCAAGAAAUUAUUAACUUACGAAAGAAGGAACAGAUCGAUCAGAAAAAUAAUAAAGCAGACAAUAAUCGACGAUCGAAUCCAUUCGAUAAUAAAAAGGACGAUAUCAGUAUCGAUUCGCUGAAAAAUAAGUUACAUUUGAGCUUGAACACAGAUAAUCAAGAUCAUGAUCAAUGUAACAAAGAUAAGUCGCCGUCUAGCGUGAAGGAAGUCAAGGAUAUCAUAUUGGCUAGCUCGAAAAGCAUUCUGGGCAAGGUGUUAUCACCAACCAAAGAAAAAUAUUUGUCUAGAGAGAAGAGUAAAUCCCCACCGAGAGUGCAACAAGCGCAGCAACGUCCAAUACUUAUGACACGCCGCCAAUUAACUGAUCCGUUCGGCUCUGACGAUGAAGAGGAAAACAUACAGAUAAUUGAUGACAAAUGGUCACAAUCGAUCUCGAUUACCAAAUCGCAAACCCCAAUUCGUGAUGAUUUGAUAAAUUCUGAUGACAGAGGAGGCCGAGGUAAUACAGAAUGCCAAGGUGCAUCGCCGCCAUAUGCAGAUCAACGUUCGCAUCCAUUAGUUAGUCGACACGAUGAAUUGCGAGAGCGUGCGAGACAACUCUUAGAACAAGCCAGAAAUCAGACGAAACCAUCCGGAUUUGUUUCUGCUGCGAUUAGUCCCGUCGAGACACAGAAUGAUGAUGAAAGGCAACAACAAUUGCGCGAAAGGGCGAGACGCUUAAUAGCAGAAGUGAAAAUGGGCGUCACUGUGACUCCAAGUCAACUGAAUGACGAUAAUAGUAGUGAUAGACGAUCGAUAGACGAUCAGAACAAUAGUCCUAGACGUAGCAUCACACCAUCGACCCCUGGUGAUAGACUCAGCAUAAAGUCUGAAUAUAAUGGAAACAUUCUGGGGAAUACCAGUGUAAUAGAUGGUGAAAAGAAAACUGGUUCACCUUUGUAUUCUUUCUCCAAAAUCAUAGAACGAAUUUCACCCGAUAAAGGAAGUCCUGACAGAACUCCGUAUACACUUCGUGGGUUGGGUAAAGAUAUGACAUCGUAUAUUCAAAAUGAACUGGAAGCGCUUGAGAGGGAACAGAAUCAAAUCGACAUACAAGCUGGUAAACUUGAAAAGCAAUUAAGAGCAGCCAUGGAGAGUGAUAAUGAAGAUGAAACGGAAAGACUAAUGUCUCUAUGGUUUACACUUGUUAACAAGAAGAAUGCACUUUUGAGAAGGCAAAUGCAAUUAAACAUAUUGGAGAAAGAAGACGAUUUAGAACGACGAUUUGAACUUUUAAAUCGCGAAUUGAGAAGUAUCCUUGCAGUGGAGGACUGGCGGAAAACAUCCGAGCAAAAAAUGCGUGAAAACUUAUUGUUGGAAGAGUUGGUAUCCAUUGUGAAUAAAAGAGAUGAAUUGGUUCAUCAUCUCGAUACACAAGAGAGAGCCAUUGAGGAUGAUGACGAGAUAGAGCGCGAUUUAUCUCGUGCUGGAUUAGCUCAACGAAAUAAAAAUUGUGUUGUACAAUGAGGAGUUUAUAUUAUUUAUCGUGUUUUUCUGACGCUAUUUUGAAGGCAUGACCCAUUUUACUGCAAAGUUGCCAAAGAAUUGACGAAAUUAGAGUUUGAAAAAUUAAGUAUGGUUAUGGUGUCUCAUGAUUACACACACAGAUUAUUUUUAGGAACUCAUUUUUUUCAUUGUAUAUUAAAAAUGAAUUUCGAAAUAGAUUCAGAUUUCGCUUUUACUAUAAAUAUAUUAAAUUCGUAAGAAAUUUUGAAGAAAAAUAACGCAAAAAAUUAAAAUAACAAACAUUAGAUAAAUAUUAAUCAUUGAGAUGCGUAAAUGCACUUAAUUUCUUGUAUAUUAUAGAGUACCUAAUAUCGAUUAUUUCAUAAAAUAAGCAUUUCACUGUGUGUUUUAAGUGGAUUACCGCGCGUUAAUAGAAUCGUGUGCAAAUAGAUAAAUAUGUUAUCGGAUAAAAAAUCAUGCGAAAUACUUUCACAAUUAAUAAUAUAAAAACUAAUUUUUUUUUAAACUGGAAGAUAAAAUGCGUUUAGCAAAAGUAGAGUGAAUGCAAAUGCAAGAAAUAAAUGAAAAGAGUGGAAGUUAGUUAAUAAAGAUAUGCCUCGAUGAGAUUUAAAAAGUAAUCAAUUACAAAGUUAUUAUUUGAUACUGUAU
Molecule: messenger RNA, 3886 nt
Organism: Camponotus floridanus (Florida carpenter ant)
Lineage: Eukaryota; Metazoa; Arthropoda; Insecta; Hymenoptera; Formicidae
Gene: Ehbp1
Product: EH domain-binding protein 1
Exons: 19
Coding region: 374-3238 (954 amino acids)
Molecular function (GO): protein binding
Source: RefSeq, a predicted model, not a curated record